UUUCCAACAUCUUUUUCAAGAACUGAAAGAAGAUAGGACAAUGUUCUUCAAAUAUACGAGAAUGAAUCUGUUCAGUUUUAAUAAGUUAUUAGAUAUAUUACAACCUCACCUAGAGAAAAGAAAUUGGAGAGCAUUACCGGCAGAACAGCGGCUUAUUAUUAUACUCAGAUUUCUUGCAACAGGAGAUCAAGUGUCUUCAAUUGCAUUUGCACAUCGAAUAUGUGAAUCCACUGUGUACAAAAUUAUUAAAGAAACAGCCACAGUGACAGUAAAAGUUUUAAGUCCCAUGUAUUUAAAGCCACCGAAAAAAGAAAACUGGAAGAAAAUAGCUGCUGGAUUUUGGAACAAUUGGAAUUUUCCCAAUUGUAUCGGAGCGAUCGAUGGGAAACAUUUUAUUAUCAAAGCACCUCCAAACUCUGGUAGUUUAUUUUUUAAUUAUAAAAAAAGCUUUAGUAUUGUAUUAUUAGCAGCAUGCGAUGAUCAAUAUAAAUUUACGUUAGUAGACUGUGGUACAUAUGGCAGCGCAAGCGAUAGUGGAAUAUUUGCACAAUCAGAAUUUGGAAAGUGCUUAAAUAAUAACAAUCUUAAUAUACCUAUAGGAAAUAUUCAGUUGCCUCUAUCAGAUAUAGAGAUGCCAUAUUAUUUUGUUGCCGAUGAGGCAUUUCCUUUAUCGAAACGAAUUAUGCGACCUUAUCCUGGACAGUUUUUGAAUGAAAAAAAGUCUAUUUUUAAUUACCGAUUAUCAAGAGCUAGACGUAUUAUUGAGAAUUCAUUUGGAAUUCUUUUUGUCGAAAUUAUUCAAGACUUUUAG
Odontomachus brunneus is the source of this 811-nucleotide messenger RNA. RefSeq names its product protein ALP1-like. The record is from RefSeq and is a predicted model, not a curated record. Bases 41 to 811 code for a protein of 256 amino acids. Lineage: Eukaryota; Metazoa; Arthropoda; Insecta; Hymenoptera; Formicidae. The transcript is spliced from 2 exons.